Molecule: messenger RNA, 2508 nt
Organism: Liolophura sinensis
Lineage: Eukaryota; Metazoa; Mollusca; Polyplacophora; Chitonida; Chitonidae
Product: threonine synthase-like 2
Exons: 9
Coding region: 664-2094 (476 amino acids)
Biological process (GO): 2-oxobutyrate biosynthetic process; dephosphorylation
Molecular function (GO): pyridoxal phosphate binding
Source: RefSeq, a predicted model, not a curated record
UAUAAAUAUACAGGCUUAUAGUCUCGUACCUGCUCAUGGAUGUAGGCUGCCAAGCGCUACUCGGUUUAUUUGACCAAUAUUCAUAGCACUGCGAUGAAAUACACGACUCAUGAGGAAAUCCAAGAUGGUGGCACUGUCGAACAUGUACUGAUAUCAGUAAAUAUACUGCCAUGUAAAGAGCAUUUAGACCGCAGACAUGUGGAUACUCCCGGAUGUGUCCCAGACUAUGUUCUCUUUACACGCAACGCUCUGGAAUAUCGGUUUUCUGUGGAGGUUAAGAGGUUUAUAUUCAAGUACUAAACUCAUUGUGGGAUAGACUGACAUGCAAACAGGCUUUCAUCUCCAGGACAGUCGCGGGCUACUGUGGACGUUCCGUUGUCUAAGUAUUGCGCAAAUUUAUUUGUGUCCAAAUGUAUAGAGCCAUCUUUCCAGUUUCCGCGCACAUGCUCAAUUUAAUUUGACCUCGAUAGAAUUUGAUCACCUCGGUCGGUUUCUGUCAGAUUAAAUGAAUCUGGAUGCCAAGUGCAUACCCUUUUCACCUCUGGAAUUGGACUGAAUUUGACUGAAACAGAUUGUGUGGGCGUGGCUCUCCACAUAUAGCCUUCGGCAUUAGACUUUAUAUGAACCCAGAUUUGAGGCUUAAUUGUAACAGCAACGAGCAACAUGAAGUUCGUAAGUACCAGAGGCGGAACUAAGCAGGCCACAUUUGAAGAAACUUUGUUUUCCUGUUAUUGUCAGGAUGGGGGCCUGUUUGUACCAGAGGCGGUGCCAGAGAUUUCGAAAAACACUCUGCGCGAUUGGUCCAAGUUAUCGUUCGUGGAACUGGCACAGCGAAUCGCCAGGCUGUACAUCGACGAGGAUGAAAUUCCUACUAAUGAAAUCAAUGGUUGUAUUGAAAGGGCAUUCAUGCACUUCUCCCACCCUGGUAUUGCCCCUGUCGUGAAGCUGAGAGGUGGACUGAAUAUACUGGAACUGUUCCAUGGGAGGACUCUCGCCUUUAAAGACAUCGCUCUCUCCUUUGUGGGCGAACUUUUAGAAUAUUUCCUGAAGAGGCGAAGGAAACGUGUUAUCAUUGUUGUUGUAACAUCGGGAGAUACCGGAAGUGCGGCCAUUGAAAGCGUAAAGGGAAAAGAAUUCAUCGACAUAGUUGUUUUUCUGCCUCACAGAGGAUGCAGUGAAAUCCAGGUGUUACAAAUGGUGACGGUGAUUGAGGACAACGUUCACGUUUUCAAGGUUGAAAACCUUGGAGAAGUUGAUGUGGCUGUGAACAGGCUGUCACGUGACCAGACCUUUACCAAGCAGAACGGCUUUAUGUCCGUGAAUUCCACUAACUGGGCAAGGAUCAUGAUGCAAAUUGUCCAUUAUUUCUACGGAUAUCUCCAGGUUUGCCCGAACGCUGAUGAAGAAAUGGAGUUUGUUGUCCCAACCGGGGCGUGUGGAAAUAUCGCUGCUGGAAUAUAUGCUAAGCAAAUGGGCCUUCCAGUAAAAUUUGUCUGUGCUGGAAAUCUCAAUGACAUCGUGGCCAGAACUAUUUCCAAGGGGCACUAUUCUGUAUCUCCUGUUAUGUCCACACUGGCCCCGGCUAUGGACAUUCAGUAUCCUUACAACCUAGAGCGCGUGAUGUACGUGUUAUCCGGAGCAGAUCACGUGCUCAUUGCGGCAAUGUAUAAAGAGUUUGAGUUAAGUGAUGCGAUUUCUGUUCCGAGGACUCUCGUUGAAAAGCUGAAAUCAGUAAUUGGGACACACACGGCGGAUGACGACAGGAUUAAGGUUGUGAUGCGGCAAUGUUGGGAGGAGCAGGCAUAUCUGGUCUGUCCACACACGGCUGUAGGCCUGUCUUAUUACUAUCAGCAGAUCGAUCGCAAAGAUGAAAAGUGCGAAGGCCAGACGACCUCUAGAAUAUGCAUAGCCACAGCCUCUCCGGAGAAAUUCCCCGAGGCCCUUACAUCUGCCGGACUUACCCCCAAGAAAAGUCCCAAACUGGCAAGUUUGGAGAAGCGGCCGACCAAGUUUGAAAUUGUGCCAGCAAAUGAGGAUUGCGAGGAUUUUAUGAGAGCUGUUAUCUCGAGGAUCAGUCAGAUGCGGAAGAAAUAGUCGUUGUCUAUAUAUUGUCCGGCCAUAUCUGCAUUUUUGUCGAAGAGCAAUCGUUGUCACAUUAUUUGAUUUGAUUUAAGCUUCAUUUUAUCCAACUGCCACUGUUAUUUUGGACCUAACUGAAACAUAUCAGGAUUUUGUCUCUUCUGGAUAGAGCUGAAAACUGUUGACCCAGUAUUACUACCAACCCAUCACAGGUUACCUAGGUGACAAAAUGCUGUUGAUUUUUUAGUAUGUUGUUGAGAAAAGUGCAAGCUGUAUUAGUGGUAUGGCAUGGUAUCACGUAAAAGUUACGGGUUACAUAUUUUGGGGUUUGAAGUUAACAAAUUUAAUACAAAAUUAAUAAGGAAGACCAAUGCGUUAGCGUAACUUAUAGACCACUUAACCAGGGUGGGUUUACGUGUAUACAUCACG